AACUAAGUGCUCACUGUGACCAAUACUUAAGAGCUAAAUGGCGCGAAAAGAAACAAUAAGUACCUAGUUAACAAUAUUUUGGUUUCAAGAGAAAUAAGUUUAUAAGCAAUAGCUUUGUAGUCUUGCUAGGAAGUUCGUAAACACGGUCAGUCUUUUUCUUUAGUUCGUCUAAGUCAGUCGUUUGCACUCGAAUAUCUUUUAUUUUAAAAAGAUGAGUGAUUUAAAAUAUAUGGUUGUUUUUUUAAUGGGUAUUGUUAGUGUUAUAGCAAGUAUACAGGACGCUUAUGUCAGGCACGGAGUUGUUCCCGAUGUUAUCUAUAGGCCACCCAGAUCUCAACUUUAUGCCAGAUUCCCAUGGGGCAAAGAAGUGAAUUAUGGCAACAAGUUGACCCCGUCGCAAGCCUCGCAGCCGCCCAUCGUGUCUUGGCAGACCAGCAUUGGCACCGGACCGCUAUAUACCAUUGUUAUGCUUGACCCCGACGCGCCGUCCCGUGCCAACCCAACAAAGCGCAACUGGUUGCACUGGUUGGUGGGCAACGUCCCCGGGAAGGACGUGGCCAGGGGCGAGAUCCUGGCCGGGUACAACGGACCGGCGCCCCCGAAGGCGUCCGGGCUGCACCGCUACGUCCUACUUGUCUUCCAGCAGAACGGCCGGCUGAGCUUCAAUGAGAAUUACUUGGACAAUUCACCCAGCCGCGGAGGGUUCAACCUUAACAACUUUGUUGCCAACUACGAACUUGGGGAGCCUAUUGCUGGCAACUUUUUCUUCUCCUAUCACACUGGUUAAAAUAUCACUAAGUAUUUAUACAAUAUGAUACCUAACAAAGAAUAUGUAAACCGUA
Messenger RNA from Pectinophora gossypiella (pink bollworm), 842 nucleotides. RefSeq names its product protein D3-like. The transcript has 4 exons. The record is from RefSeq and is a predicted model, not a curated record. The coding region runs from base 212 to 787 and encodes 191 amino acids. NCBI's taxonomy places the organism in Eukaryota, Metazoa, Arthropoda, Insecta, Lepidoptera, Gelechiidae.